AUGGCUUCGUUUAUCAAAAAUGUUUUUCUGCUUGUGAUUCUAGUGUUGUUCUUAACUAUGUGCGACGCUGGAGUCGACUCCACUGUCACAAUGACUAAUGAUUUGGGUGCAGAGUUGACCGUUCACUGUAAAUCUGGAGACGAUGAUCUUGGUUCGCAUGUGGUACCUGUUCAAGGCACCUAUGAAUUUUCAUUUGGUACCCAUGCUUUUGGGCGUACACUAUUCUUCUGCAAAUUCCAGUGGUCGGGAAAUUCUCACUACUUCGACAUCUACAUACAAGACAGAGAUUUGCAAUGGUGCGUUAGAUGUAAAUGGAGUAUAAGACCAGAGGGUCCGUUCAGGUGGAAUCCUUAUCAGAAGACAUGGGAACCUUUUAAGUGGAACGAGGAUCAUCCGAAAUUAGUUGCUCCUUAA
Molecule: messenger RNA, 414 nt
Organism: Malus domestica (apple)
Lineage: Eukaryota; Viridiplantae; Streptophyta; Magnoliopsida; Rosales; Rosaceae
Source: RefSeq, a predicted model, not a curated record